This is a messenger RNA of Bolinopsis microptera, 1998 nucleotides long. Its product is annotated as UNC93-like protein MFSD11. The record is from RefSeq and is a predicted model, not a curated record. Lineage: Eukaryota; Metazoa; Ctenophora; Tentaculata; Lobata; Bolinopsidae. The transcript has 11 exons. Bases 131 to 1486 code for a protein of 451 amino acids.
AGAGGGUUAAUGGUAAACUAUUGUACAGUCGGAGGUUGUAACAACUGUGAGAGCAAAGAGACCAGUGGCAGGAGAAGCUUUCUGGUUUUUCAUUCCGUCCCAACAGAUCGAAAACGUUGAGCACUUUAAUAUGAACGUCAACUUGUGGAAUAUCAAUAUUCUGGGAGUGGGGUUCAUGCUCAUCUUCUCCGCUUUCAAUGCUGCUAGCUUUAUGGAGAGUAUUGUGUUCAAGGACUAUGCAAAACACGGCAUCACUAUAGAGACAGGGUUCCACAGUCUAGCAGUUAUAUACGGUGUCUUGGGCUUGUCUAACUGGUUCGCUCCUGCUAUCGUCAACAAACUAGGCAGCAAACUGUCUCUGAUUUUGUCGGUGAUACCAAACAUUUGUUUCAUUUUCUCGAUGUACGAGCCUUAUCAGUGGUCUAUCUACCUCUGUUCAGCCCUCCUCGGAACGGGAGGUGGCAUUCUGUGGACUGCUAACGGAGAGGUGAUAGCGAAGAACUCACCCGGUGACACAAAACCCAGGAACACCGGUAUAUUCUGGUCCUGGUUCAAUAUGAGCGCUUUAGUGGGCAACACCUUCCUGUACUUUCAACUAGGUAACUCAGAGACGAUAUCAGACGAUACCAGACACACGAUAUACCUGGUACUAGGCGGGUUCAGUGUUGCUGGCCUUCUCUCUUUUGUACUACUGAAACCUAACGAGACGCCGCUGGAUGAGUGUGAGAUAGACGAACAAUCAGCAUGGCAACCAAUUAAAGACGGAAUGAGAUUUGCUGUUUCGCCCAACAUGGGGCUGCUUUACGGAGCAUUCAUUUUCACUGGAUUGUCCCUGAAUUUCUGGAGUUCAGUGUACAUAGUGAUAAUAGGAAACGUGUUCCCCAAGAGAAACUACUUAGCUCUGGCUGGUAUCUGUGUCGGAAUCGGUCAGGUCUCUUCUGGGUUUGUAUGGAGCGUGCUGACCUAUAAGAUAGGAAGGAAAGGUGUGCUGAUGUGUACCACCCUGGUUUACUGCAUUGCUCUUACUCUGGUCUACCUCGCAUUCCCUUCUGAUGCUGCUACUACAGCGGAGGUGAGAGCACAAGGAGUCCCGAUAAUAGCUAGCAAUAUCUACCUUUCUCUGUUCAUAGCUUUACUAAUUGGGCUCGGUGACGGGGGUUUCAAUGUUACUAUCUACGCAACUCUUGGACAACUAUGGGAAGAAACUCCAGCGCCAGCGUUUGCAGUGUUUAAGUUCGUGCAGGGGAUGCUAGCUACUGUAGCAUUCCUUUACUGCGGUGUUCUCCUGCUGCCUUAUCAGCUACUGAUACUAGCGCUCACCUGUGUUAUAGGCAGUUUCUGCUUCCUGAUAUUGGACUACAAGUGCGCUAGACAGGCUGAGUACGAGGAGCUUCCUGAUAGGCGUGAUCUUGAUAGACGCGAUGUUUCCGGUAAUAACCAGUUUUACGAGGAACUCGAGCAACCUUUGUUGCAGGGUGACGGUUAACAUAAACUAUUUUUGUUCAAGCGACACGCCCCAUGAAAAGUGAGAAAUGAAAGAAAAUCAGAACAUAAUGAGAGAUGUAAGCUAUGAUGAUCUGAAACGCUUGAAAGCUUGCUUAGUUUUUAAGGGGAGACAGUUGUAUGUAAGGUGAUGGUAAACUGUAAUGAUUUGGCCACUUUACUUUAAUUUUGUUUCUUGAUAGUUGAAAUAUUCCUUUAAGAAGAGAUUGGACGUUCCCAAAAUUGCUUAAUAUUCCCAAUAUAAUAUAGAGGUAUUCUGUUCAGAAAUUUGUUUAAAACGAAUUGGGUGCAAUAUUUUAAUUCAACUAUUUGAUAUCCGAAAAAUCUCAUAGUUUUAAUGUUCUACUUUGUUUACUGAACACAUCACGCCUAAGUUAUUGUUUUUUAUGAAAAAUUUAAAUGAAUUACUAACUCGCUUUCCAGAAGAAUGUUUGAAACUUCUGUAUCACAUUACAGUGAAUAUUUAUAUCAAUGAUUCGAAUCUUCAAUAAAUCA